AUGGACGACCGCGAGCAGUCCCCUCCCGUGGAGCAGCCACCCUCGCACCACGUCACGCACCAACACCACCAACCCGCCCCGGCGGGCGACCCCUCCGCCACCACCACCCCAGACACGUCGCCGCCGCGCGCACCCACGUCGCUAGCGUCCGAGGCGGGCGGCGCGGUCGUGGUGGUGGCGACCGCCCCGGUCACCAGCGCCGCCCCGGCGCUGCCGCUGCAAGGCGAGGCGGUGGGCGCGCGCUCCGUCAUCACCACGACGCGCGCGCCCGUGCACCGCACGCUCACGCAGCACGGCACCAUCGUCACCACGGCCGUGCCGCCCUCGCCCCAGCACCAGCAGCACCAGCAGCAGCAGCAGCAGCAGGGCUCGCCCGACGCGGCCGGGUACGCGCCGUCGCCGCCGCAGCAACCGCAGUACCACGCGUCGCCCGCGGCGUCAGUCGCGCGCUCCCCGCCCGACGCGCAGGCGCACGCUGUCCACUACAUACAGGUGGCGGAGCAACCGGCGGGCACCCCGCAGCGCCAGCAGCACUACUCUCCGCCGCAGUACGGCACCCCCGCGCCCCAGCAGUACUCCCCGGCCGCCACGCCCGCCGCCCCCGCGCACUACUCGCCCGCGCCCACGCCCCAGCACCCGGGCCACUACUCGCCCGACGUCCAGCAGCAGCAGCAACAGGGCCACGCGAUGACUCCGCCGCCGCCGCUCAACACGCUGCCCGUGUACGAGACGGCCUCCGGCGUCAAGUACGAGGUGGACGCGUCGGGCCACCCCGUCAAGUACGAGGUGGAGCCCGGCCACACCAUCAAGUACGAGGUGGACUCGACGGGCCACGCUGUCAAGUACGAGGUGGACGCCGGGGGCCACACCAUCAAGUACGAGGUGGACCUGAGCGCGGCGGGCGCGGGCGCCGACCUGGCCACGCUGCAGGACCUCAAGACGGCCGAGGAGGCCCUGGCGGCGCAGGCGGCCGCGGAGCAACAGCAGCAGCAGCAGCAGCAACAGCACCAGCAGCACCAGGCGCAGCAGCACCACCAGCACCAGCAGCACCAGGCGGCCGCCGCCGCGGAGCUCGCCACCACCUACACCACGCUCGAGACCGUCUCCAUGAGCUCAGGCUCGCAGGGCGCCGUCUACCCCACGUACUCGGACGGGAGCGUGGCGUCGCCCUACUCGCAGUCCAUCCUGGUGCCGGGCGGCUACUCCUACAGCAGCAAGUUCAGCCCGCCGCCCGGGGGCGCGGGCGACAUGCUGUACCAGCCGGCGGGCAAGCUGCUGGGCAAGAGCGACCCCACGCUCACGUCGGCCAGCACCAAGGCCAGCACCCCGCAGCCGCUGCUGUUCGGCGGCGGAGCUGGCGGCGCGGGCGGCGGCCUGGCCUACGACGCGCCCGGCGGCAGCCCCGGACAGACGCUGGAUGGAAUGGAGAUAAGGUAUUAG
Messenger RNA from Gryllus bimaculatus (two-spotted cricket), 1440 nucleotides. The record is from the annotation of a GenBank genome assembly. Lineage: Eukaryota; Metazoa; Arthropoda; Insecta; Orthoptera; Gryllidae.